AUGCACCAAUUCACAGCUUUCACCUACAAAAGUGUGUCUGUUCCUACUAUCAACGAAGAAACAUGGCAAGUUUUUGUGCCGAGGCAAGCACUCAAAUACGAUUUCUUGAUGCAUGCCAUACUCGGGCUCGCCGCGUUGCAUCUGUCCGUAGAAGCAAGUGACAACCGAGAAGAAUACCAACAAUCGUCUCUGGACCAUCAGAACCGUGGAUUUACAGGUUUCAGUGAGGCUCUGAGCAACAUUGACGAAACCAACUGUCAUGCCAUGUUUGCGUUUGCCGUCAUCGCCAUGAUAUUCGCCAUUGCAUCUCCGCAAGACGUUGCCACAUCAAACAACAAAGACUUUGACCGUGUAAUUCUCCUUUGCGAUUUUAUGCAGGGAAUCGCCACUGUUGCUGUGGUGGGAUGGCAAUGGAUCAAGGAAGGCCCAUUCGCCAUGUUUCUUGACAUUGAUAACAGCAUCGCGCUCGAGGACGUCAACGCCGAGGACGAAGAGAUAAUCAAUCGCCUUCAUAAGUUCAACGACAAAUUCCUCGCCGUCGUCGAUCCAACUGCUCACAUGACUAUUGCCUCCGCGAUCACCGUGCUCGAGAAAUGUAUUCGCGGAGGGGACAUGAUGGCAUUAGCCUGGCUCGCUCUAUGCGGAAAGCAUUUCCUGGCCCUUCUCGGUCAACGUCAGCGUUUGGCUCAGCUAGUGUUUAUACACUGGACACUCCUCCUUAACCGCAUGAAUAGGGUAUGGUGGGUCAGAGAAACGACGAAGCUGUGGUUUAAUGAAACCUCGUCUCAGCUCGUAGGGCUGGGCCCAGAGUGGUUGGAAGCAGUGGAACGCAUUAAGUCAAAACUGUGUCUUCAUGUGGCGACUUGA
Molecule: messenger RNA, 867 nt
Organism: Exophiala aquamarina CBS 119918
Lineage: Eukaryota; Fungi; Ascomycota; Eurotiomycetes; Chaetothyriales; Herpotrichiellaceae
Exons: 1
Coding region: 1-867 (288 amino acids)
Biological process (GO): regulation of transcription by RNA polymerase II
Molecular function (GO): DNA-binding transcription activator activity, RNA polymerase II-specific
Source: RefSeq, a predicted model, not a curated record